CCUGAGCUGCGGAGGCGCCCGAGGGAUGGCACAGGGAGGGGAGGCUGGCGCUCCUCCCGUGCGGCUCUGGGUGCGGCGCGUUGGGGUUUACUGCGAUGAGCACCGCAAAACCUGGCUCGUGGCUGCGGAAGAGGAGGAAGGUAUGCUGAGGGCUCGGAUCCAAAGAGUUCAGGUUCCCCUGGGUGAGGCGCUGCGACCCAGCCAGCUCCCCCCAUCCCGGCUGCCUCACAUGUGGCAGCUGUCCCAGGGUGAGCAGUACAGGGAUAGUAACUCUCGCGUUUGGGAGAUAGAGCACCAUCUCAUGCUUGGUGGUGUUGAAGAACUGCUGCUUAAACUCGUGCCUGGGGAUUAAUCUGGAGCAGUGGCUCUAGGAAGAUGCCAUUGUCUGUUUUGUACAAUAAAAGGUUCUCUCUCCACUGAAAUGCAGCCACCUUUGAGGUGGAAGCAGUUAAACAACACGCAGCAACAUCACACAAGAGUUUAGGACAGGCAGUG
Messenger RNA from Poecile atricapillus (Black-capped chickadee), 495 nucleotides. It is a transcript of the gene MTCP1, whose product is annotated as mature T cell proliferation 1. The transcript has 4 exons. NCBI's taxonomy places the organism in Eukaryota, Metazoa, Chordata, Aves, Passeriformes, Paridae. Gene Ontology annotation, molecular function: protein serine/threonine kinase activator activity. The coding region runs from base 26 to 352 and encodes 108 amino acids. The record is from RefSeq and is a predicted model, not a curated record.